CUCAGCAGAGAACCAUCGCCCCUGUCUUCUUCCCCCUUGCUCUUCCCCCACUGCUGUUACACAGACUUGCCCUCAAAUGCCACCUAGUCAGUACCAACGCUGACCCCAGGCAGGGGAUUGGUUGGACCUUCUGAACCAGAACCCCGUUGUGGAAAGAUUUAGAGUUGGUAGGCAGUGUGCUCUGGCACUCUGCAGAGAAAAUUCUGAAAACCAAUUAUCCCGUGCAAACAGGAUAUUAGCUUUUGUCAGAAAGACCAAAAAAAAAAAAAAAAAAAAAAGCUUGAGGUUUUUUUCUUAACAGCUUCAGCCUCUCCUCCUCCCUCUCACUCUCUUUUUUAUCUACUGAUUUCUGGCUGCAAGGCAAACCUCUCCAACUGUGGGCAGGAAGAGAUGGCAGCCGGUGAGACGCAGCUCUACGCCAAGGUCUCCAACAAGCUCAAGAGCAGAAGCACCUCCUCACUCCUGGAGCCCCUUGUGGCCAUGGGCUUCCCGGCACACACCGCGCUCAAAGCGCUGGCAGCAACUGGCAGAAAGACGGCAGAAGACGCAUUAGAUUGGCUACAUUGUCACUGCAAUGAUCCUUCUCUAGAUGAUCCCAUCCCUCAGGAGUACGGCCUCUUCCUCUGUCCCACGGGGCCCCUGCUGGAAAAACUACAGGAGUUCUGGAGAGAGAGCAAGCGUCAGUGUGCCAAGAACAGAGCUCAUGAGAUCUUCCCUCACAUGACUCUCUGCGACUUCUUCACGUGUGAAGACCAUAAAGUGGAAUGUCUGUACGAGGCUCUAAAGAGAGCUGGGGACCAGAUCCUGGGCUCCUUCCCCUCUGUGGUUCCUUUGGUCCUCCACUCUUCUGUCAGCUACCUUGGCUUCUUCGUCAACGACAGCCCCGCAGACAUCAUCCGGGAAUUCGCCAUGAUGUUCGCCAAGGAAGCAUCCAUCUUAGCAGACUGCACCGUGAAACCCUGCACCAAGCAGCUCCACAUGACACUGGCCCACAAGUUCUACCCCCACCACCAGAGGACGCUGGAGCAGCUGGCCAAAGGCAUCCCCCUGAGCCCCGGCUGCCAAUGGACGGCUGCACUGUACUCCCGAGACAUGCGCUUUGUACACUACCAGACCUUGAGGGCCAUAUUCCAGUAUAAACCCCAGAACAUGGAUGAGCUGAUGCUAAGUCCUGGCGACUACAUCUUUGUGGACCCAACUCAUCAGGAGGAAGCCAGUGAAGGCUGGGUGAUUGGGAUCUCGCGGUGGACGGGCUGCCGAGGCUUCCUACCUGAGAACUACACGGAGCGAGCCAAUGAGUCUGACACCUGGGUGAAGCACAGGACUUACACCUUCAGCGUAGCCAUGAACCCGAACUCCAGAAAGGACGGCGAAGCCAGCAGUGGACGGAAUGGAGAGCUCCAUCCUCCACAAACAUGCAGGAGUGUUAGUAGCGUGCAGGCUUUGCAGGCUACAGUCAUGAGAAGAAGUGUUUUGGUGGUACGCCACGGGGAGAGAGUGGAUCAAAUCUUCGGGAAGUCAUGGCUACAACAGUGUUCCACUGCAGAUGGAAAAUACUACAGACCAGACCUGAACUUCCCUUGCAGUCUCCCCAGACGGAGGAAUGGUAUCAAAGAUUUUGAAAAUGAUCCACCAUUAUCAUCAUGUGGAAUUUUCCAGUCCAGACUUGUAGGAGAAGCACUACUGGACAGUGGCAUUAGAAUCACUUCCGCCUUCGUCUCCCCAGCCCUCCGCUGUGUACAAACGGCCAAACACAUCCUGGAAGAGCUCAAAUUGGAGAAAAAAAUUAAAAUAAGAGUGGAACCUGGAAUCUUUGAAUGGACAAAAUGGGAGGUCAGCAAAACCAGCCCCACCCUUAUGACCCUGGAAGAGCUGAAAGAGGCAAAUUUCAAUGUCGAUACUAAUUACAGGCCUACGUUUCCACUCUCCUCCCUGUUACCAGCUGAGAGCUACGAAGAGUACGUCCACAGGUGUUCUGUGAGUGUGGAACAGAUCGUCAGCACCUGCUCGAAGGACGUGGGUGUCACCCUCAUCGUGAGCCAUGGCUCGGCGCUGGACUCCUGCACUCGACCGCUCCUCGGGCUGCCACCCCGUGAGAGUGGGGACUUUGCACAGCUAGUGAGGAAGAUCCCUUCUCUGGGUAUGUGUUUCUGUGAAGAAAAUAAAAAGGAAGGAAAAUGGGAGUUGGUGGAUCCACCUGUGAAGACACUGACUCAUGGGUCCAAUUCAGCAUUUAACUGGAGAAACUGGAUCCUGGGCAGCUAAGAACCGACUUCUUGUUUUCAAUAACUUCAUAAUGAAGAGGUGGAAAGUCUUUGCCAAGGCUGUAAAAUACUGUUAUUUUGAAGGUAUUUUGGUCUCACCUAAUGUGAGUUGUUAAAGCACAGAAUGCACUUUUACAUUCCAGAACAUUCGUCAUCUGCUUUUACUUCUGCAAUGCCAACCUGAGGGUCCAUCACCCGUGAGUGUGGCUGUGCAGAGCUCAGAGCAGACGGCCGGUCCUGGCACCAUGUUGCUAACACGGGCAAGAUACUGUGAUGUGAAAGUGAGAGUUGUGGCUUGAAGUGGAAAUGAGGAACCAUGACUCUAAAUUCCAAAAAUUAAAGACCCAUCACAAAAGAAAAAAAAAAAAAAAAGAUAUAUACACUUUCUUUCAUGUGUUCUUUUUAGUCAACAUUCCCAUUGGGUUUUCCCUUUUCCAUUUCUAUCACUCUUUAGCUAUGUCCAAACCAAAAAAAAAUCCACUGCCAUUGAGUCAAUUCCAACUUACAGCGACUGUACAGGACAGUGUAGAACUGCCUCAUAGGGUUUCCAAAGAGCAGCUGGUAGAUUUAAACUGCCAACCUUUUUGUUAGCAGCCAAACGCUUAACCACUACACUAUGUCCAUACAACCUAAUAUAGGUAUAACACUGGGAAAAAAAUGGCACAAGGCAACCAUCUACCAUAUCAAAACUGGGGACCUGCUGCUUGGUGUCAACAUCCCCUGUAUGAGUUUCCUCUUGUUGCUAAACCACACUUCCCGUCUUAAAACAAUACACAUUUAUCUUCUUACAGUUCUGGAGGUCAGAAGUCCAAAUAUGAUUUGGCAGGGCUGCAUUCCUUCAGGAGGCUCUGAGGAAAAUCCAUUUUCUUGCCUUUUCUAGCUUUUAGGGCUCAUCUACAUUCCUUGGCUCAUGGCCCCUUCCUCCAUCUUCAAAGCCAACAGCAUAGCACCUUCCAAUACCUCUCCCUGUCCCUCUGCUUCCAUCACCACAUUGCCUUCUGCUUCUGACCCUCCUGUCUCCUUCUUAUAAAGACCCUUGUGAUUACAUUGGCCCACCUGAUAACCCAGGAUGAUCUCCCAUCUCAAGAUUCUUAACUUAAUCACAUCUGCAAAGUCCCUUUUGCCAUGUAAGGUAAUUUACUCAGGUUCCAGGGAUUAGGACAUUGUUGGGGGCCAUUAUUCAGUCAACCACACUCCUGUCUUUCUACGCCAGCCAAGGUUGGUGAUACUGGGGCCCGGGUAUAAGGAUCUGAGACUCCUCUUGGUCCACAGCUUUGGCUUCUCCUUUUCUCCCUUCUAUCAGGUGGG
Loxodonta africana (African savanna elephant) is the source of this 3572-nucleotide messenger RNA. It is a transcript of the gene UBASH3A, whose product is annotated as ubiquitin associated and SH3 domain containing A. NCBI's taxonomy places the organism in Eukaryota, Metazoa, Chordata, Mammalia, Proboscidea, Elephantidae. Bases 391 to 2265 code for a protein of 624 amino acids. The transcript is spliced from 14 exons. Gene Ontology annotation, molecular function: protein binding. Gene Ontology annotation, cellular component: cytoplasm. The record is from RefSeq and is a predicted model, not a curated record. Gene Ontology annotation, biological process: negative regulation of T cell receptor signaling pathway.